Molecule: messenger RNA, 942 nt
Organism: Solanum tuberosum (potato)
Lineage: Eukaryota; Viridiplantae; Streptophyta; Magnoliopsida; Solanales; Solanaceae
Exons: 4
Source: RefSeq, a predicted model, not a curated record
AUGGCCUUGUUCGAGGCCUUGUAUGGUAGGCGUUGUCGCUCUCCGGUGGGCUGGUUUGAGUCUACAGAGCCUAGGCCGCAGGGUACAGAUUUGAUUCAGGAGGCUUUGGACCAGGUGAGAGUGAUUCAGGAUAGACUCAGGACGGCUCAGAGUAGGCACCAGAGUUAUGCGGAUCGAAGGCGUCGACCUUUGAGAUUCUCUAUUAGUGAUCGGUCGAGAAAGCUACCUGGGAGACCGAGCAAGAUAUGCGAGAGCAGUUUCGUAGCUUGUUUGAGCCUUCAGGAGGCCCUGGAUCAGGUGAGGGUGAUUCAGGAUAGGCUCAGGACGGCUCAGAGUAGGCACCAGAGUUAUGCGGAUCAGAGGCAUCGACCUUUGAGAUUCUCUGUUGGUGACCGGGUAUUCCUCCGUGUGUCGCCCAUGAAGGGCGUGAUAGGGUUUGGGAGGCGGGGCAAGCUUAGCCCCAGGUACAUUGGGCCUUUUGAGAUACUUCGGACAGUUGGAGAGGUUGCUUAUGAGUUGGCCCUACCUCCAGUAUUUUCAGCCAUCCGCCCAGUGUUUCAUGUUUCGAUGCUGCGGCGAUAUGUUCCUGAUGAGUCCCAUGUGCUCCAGUAUGAUGCAGUCGAGUUGGAUGAUCGUUUGACAUUUGUAGAGGAGCCAGUUGCCAUUCUAGCCAGAGAUGUGAGGAGAUUGCGCUCGACAGCCAUUCCUGUUGUUAAGGUUCGUUGGAGGCAUCGUCCAGUCGAGGAGGCUACCUGGGAGACCGAGCAGGAGAUGCGAGAGAAGUUUCCCAGCUUGUUUGAGCCUUCAGACUGGAGUAUCAGACUUGAGUUUGAUAGUUCGAGCUUUAGAUUAGGUACUAUCGCUGCUUGCUGCACUUCUGUAUCUUCUUCGUCUAUUUCCGCGGUUCCAACGCGUUCUCGAAGGUUCAGUGCAUCACUAAAG